This is a messenger RNA of Thunnus maccoyii (southern bluefin tuna), 2489 nucleotides long. Its product is annotated as E3 ubiquitin-protein ligase TRIM21-like. Bases 41 to 1681 code for a protein of 546 amino acids. Lineage: Eukaryota; Metazoa; Chordata; Actinopteri; Scombriformes; Scombridae. The transcript has 2 exons. Gene Ontology annotation, molecular function: zinc ion binding; protein binding. The record is from RefSeq and is a predicted model, not a curated record.
AACAACACAGCAGAGUCUCUGCCAAACACUGUAUGUAGAUAUGUCUGCUGUCAGCUGUCUGCGAUCUGAAGAUCAGUUUCUGUGCUCCAUCUGUCUGGAUGUGUUCACUGAUCCAGUCACCACACCAUGUGGACACAACUUCUGCAAAAACUGCAUCAAUGAACACUGGAGUAUUAAUGACCAGUACCUGUGUCCAAUGUGUAACAAGGUUUUCAACACAAGACCUGAGCUUCAUGUCAACACAUUGUUCUCUGAGAUGGUUUCUCAGUUCAGACAGGAAGCUCAACAGAAAGCCAGCAGCAGCAGCUCAGAGCAACAAGCUGCCAAACGAGGAGAAGUUCCCUGUGACGUCUGUACUGGAACCAAACUGAAGGCCCUGAAGUCCUGUCUGGUGUGUCAGACCUCCUACUGUGAGACUCACCUGGAGCCUCAUCUGACAAUGUCAGGUCUGAAAAGACAUCAGCUGAUGGACCCUGUGGAGAACCUGGAAGACAGGAUGUGUAUGAAGCAUGAUAAACCUCUGGAGCUGUUCUGUAAGACCGAUCAGACAUGUAUCUGCAUGCUCUGCUCUGUUUUAGACCACAAGACACAUGAUGUUGUUCCUCUGAAAGAAGAAUAUGAAGGAAAGAAGGCAGAGCUGGGGAAGACAGAGGCUGAAAUUCAGCAGAUGAUCCAGAAGAGACGACUGAAGAUUCAAGAAAUCGAACGGUCAGUCAACUUCAGCAAAGGAAAUGCAGAGAAAGAAAUAGCAGAAGGUGUUCAGGUCUUCACCGCUCUGAAGGAGUCUGUUGAGAGAAGCCUGAAUGAGCUCAUUGAGACGAUCGAAGAGAAGCAAAGAACGACAGAGAAACAGGCUGAAGACUUCAUCAAAGAGCUGGAACAGGAAAUCUCUGAGCUGAAGAAGAGAAGCUCUGAGGUGGAGAAGCUCUCAUGCUCCAAAGACCACCUCCACCUCCUCCAAAACUUCCCCUCCCUGAAAGCUGCUCCACCCACCAAAGACUGGACAGAGGUCAGCGUCCGUCCAUCAUAUGAGGGGACUGUGGUGAGAGCUGUGACUCAGCUGGAGGAGAUGGUCAUUAAAGAGAUGAAGAAGCUGGUUAAAGCUGAGCUGAAGAGGGUCCAGCAUUAUGCAGUGGAUGUGACUCUUGAUCCUGAUACAGCAAAUCCCUGGCUCAUCCUGUCUGAUGAUGGGAAACAAGUAAACUGUAGUGAUGUGAUGAAGAAUCUCCCAAACAACCCAAAGAGAUUUUCUAUAAAUCCCUGUGUGUUAGGAAAGCAGAGUUUCUCUUCAGGCAGAUUUUACUUUGAGGUUCAGGUUAAAGAGAAGACUAAAUGGACUUUAGGAGUGGCCAGAGAAUCGAUCAACAGGAAGGGAAAAGUCACGCUGAGUCCUCAGAAUGGUUACUGGACUAUAUGGUUGAGAAAUGGAAAUGAGUACAAAGCUCUUGCUGACCCUUCAGUUCGUCUCUCUCUGAAGUCUCAGCCUCAGAAGGUGGGGGUGUUUGUGGAUUAUGAGGAGGGUCUGGUCUCCUUUUAUGACGUAGAUGCUGCAGCUCUUAUCUACUCCUUUACUGGCUGCUCCUUCACUAAGAAACUCUACACAUUCUUCAGUCCCUGUAAUCAUGAUGGUGGUACAAACUCCGUCCCUCUGAUCAUCUGUCCUGUCAAUCAAACUGAGUAAUCACUUGUUUUAUAUUAGGAAAUGAUUAAUUCUCUUUGAAGAGAGCAAAUGUACCUAUCCACAGUCGUAUACUGUGUACUGUACACUUUCUUGUUUAUUAAGAGUUAACAAAAGCAUUUUAUUAUAUGCUUGUUUACAGUUCUAGCAGAAAUCAUAUUUUCAAAGAAACCACAAUUUUCAAUUUGAAGUGGAACCACAGAAAACAAAGUGUGGAUAUUUCACAGUGUCAUAAAGCUUCAUUGUAGAGUUCAGCCAAGACCAUGACUCCACAGAAUACAUUUCAAUAUUUUACAGGCUGUAAUAAGUGCUGAAACACUUGACAACAGAACAACGGAUAAAGGACUUUCUUAUUUUAUUUUAUUACUUUGGCCAAUGUGAAAUGUAAGUGUGCUUUACAAGUAUACGUUGUACAUUCAGGGGUUAUUUUUGUGGGUUUAUGGCUGUUAACUAUGUAUUUAUCUUGCUCUAUUUUAUGUUUUCUGUCAAUAGUCAUAGCCCACAGCCGUAUUUUUUGUUAUUGUUGUUGUUUUUCAUUUAAAUCAUUUUUUGUGUUAAAUCUGCAACAAGAUGUGAAAGCACAUGAGCUGCUCUCUAAAAGGACUCAGUAGCUUGCUCACUCUGUUAAAAUGACCUGUUGCAAACGUGGUCAACAAUAAAAUUAAAGCUACGAGAACCUCUGAGUAAUUGUGUCCUGUAUGGCAUCUAAUUCCCCGGGCUACACAUACAUACACACACACAUAUAUAUUGGGUCUGGAGGUCACACAUAAUGUGGCCAAAACCACCUCCUGGCUGCCAGUCUAAACACACC